Molecule: messenger RNA, 991 nt
Organism: Cyphomyrmex costatus
Lineage: Eukaryota; Metazoa; Arthropoda; Insecta; Hymenoptera; Formicidae
Exons: 4
Coding region: 213-914 (233 amino acids)
Source: RefSeq, a predicted model, not a curated record
UAUGCAGAAGGACUUGCUGCCAAUCUCACAAAGAACGUGGAUGUAGAUGGUGUGCAACGGGCGGCGAUUUUUCAAAAAUUAUUGAUAAGUGCAAAUGCAGAUCACAAGAGAGGUGCGUUGACUGCUAUAGAUUAAAAAAUCAAUGUUGCUGUGCUACAUUAACUUUAGCAAAGGGCCAUAAGGUCAAGGAAACCGGCAACUGCAAGAGGGCAAUGAUUUGUCUGUACUGUGAUAAUCCUCAAGACAAAUGCACAUGCAGAGCACCAAUCGGAAAGUGCUUGUAUUGCGGAUUGCCAUCAGAUGUUUGCAACUGUCAAGGCGACAAGGGUCACGCUCGUGAUUCUAAACAGAUUGCUGAAAGACCGGAUGAAAAUCGAACGAUUUGCGUCACCAGCUGGAAACCGGAGAAGGAAGUCAAACGAUAUUUCGAAAGAAACUUGAAAGAUUUCGAGCCGUAUUCCACUAAAAAAUGUCAGUGCUGCAAGAAUAAGCAACAACGUCCUAAGGAACUACCUUAUCAACGGUUAAAUGUUUUCUCGGAAGUGAUGAAUGAACUGCAACAGAAGAUGAGCGAGUCUGUAUGCUGCGCACGGUGCUGGAGAAUUCCUUGUUGUUGUGGAUUGCCAGUCGAUCGAGAUAAGAGAAAGGAAGAAAGGAAAGCCGAAAAUUGUUUCAAACACACCAAAAUAGAAAGAUCAUCAGAAAGCAAGUCACCAAAUAAUUACCAGUGUACUCUGAAUUUUACAAACGAGCGUAAAAGCACUGUUGAAAAAUCAAUACCAAUUCGACACAUUGGCUGCGUUUGUAAAUUAACGCCGCGCAGAUACAAGAGAGACAGAUCCAAUUAUAAGAGACCGCUGGCAAAAUGUUAUUACUGCAAGAGUCUGCCUUGCACUUGCAUUACAGUAAAAUAACCAAAACCGUGCAGAUAUUCGAUGAUUCAUCGAAUGAACGCAAAGACGAAAAGAAUUUUACCAAUUCGAGUAACGGA